Molecule: messenger RNA, 1714 nt
Organism: Elaeis guineensis (African oil palm)
Lineage: Eukaryota; Viridiplantae; Streptophyta; Magnoliopsida; Arecales; Arecaceae
Product: UDP-glycosyltransferase 86A1
Molecular function (GO): quercetin 3-O-glucosyltransferase activity; quercetin 7-O-glucosyltransferase activity
Source: RefSeq, a predicted model, not a curated record
CUCCUUGCUGAUAUUUCCUUUUUCUCUACUUUUUCUUCUCCCAACUCCCAACCCAGACGGAAAAGCUAGGAACGUUGAAACAACAAUGGCGGAGCCCCCACAGAAGCCCCAUGCAGUCCUCAUCCCCGUCCCCCUCCAGGGCCACAUCAACCCCGCCACCCGCCUCGCCAUCAAGCUCGCCACCAGGGGCUUCACCAUCACCUACGUCAACACCGAAGCUGUCCACCACCAGUCCUCCCGAGCCCGCCGCUCCGCCUCCUCCAUCGACCACCACAUCUUCGCCGAUGCCUGUGCUUCCGGCCUUGACAUCCGCUAUGAGCUCAUCAGCGACGGCCUCCCUGUGUCCUUCGACCGCACCGCAAACCCCAUCCAAUUCCUGCACUCCCUGCUUUAUGUGUUCUCCGCCCAUGUCGAGGAGUUCAUGCGAAAGCUCACGCGAGCGGCAAGCCCCCCUAUCACCUGCCUCAUCGCCGACACCUUCUUCGUUUGGCCCUCCACCAUCGCCAAGAAGUUCGACAUCCCCUAUGUGUCCUUCUGGACGGAGCCUGCAGUCGUCUUCACUCUCUACUACCACAUGGACCUUCUUAUCAAAAAUGGCCAUUUCGCCUCUUGUGCAGAGAAUCGAAAAGACACCAUAGCAUAUAUACCAGGGGUACCGGCGAUCGAGCCGACCGACCUCAUGUCGUACCUCCAAGAGACCAAUACCACUUCGGUGCUGCACCAGAUAAUCUUCAAGGCAUUUGAAGAAGCCAGGGGGGCGGACUUCGUGCUAUGCAACACGGUGCAGGAGCUCGAGCCAGAGACCAUAUCGGCCAUUCAGCAGGAGAAGCCAUUCUAUGCUGUCGGCCCACUCAUUCCACCUGGAUUCAUCCCCGGAAUCUCUGUCCAAACGACCUUGCAGGUUGAGUCUGAUUGCUCCCAGUGGCUUGACACCAAGCCGGCAGGCUCCGUCUUGUACAUUUCUUUCGGGAGCUUUGCCAAUGUUAGUAAGAGAGACCUGGAGGAGAUCGCCUAUGGGAUUUUAGACACCAAGGCGAACUUUAUAUGGGUCAUUAGGCCGGAUAUCGUGAGCUCCAAGGAGCACGAGCCAUUGCCCCAAAGAUUCUUAGAGGAGAGUUAUGGGAGAGGGAUGUGCAUCCCGUGGUGCUGCCAAAUGGAAGUGCUGUCGCACCCUUCGAUUGGAGGCUUCUUGACGCACUGCGGGUGGAAUUCGAUAUUGGAGAGUAUGUGGUGCGAGGUUCCGAUGCUGUGCUUCCCGCUGCAGACUGAUCAGUUCACCAAUCGGAAACUGGUGGUCAAGGAUUGGAAGAUCGGGAUCGACCUUGGAAGGAUCGAUGAAGUUAGUAGGAAGGAAGUGUCCAAGAGAGUCGACAGCUUGAUGGGCGGGGAAGAAGGGAAUGAAGCCAAGAAGGUGAUGAAGGAGGUGACGAGAGCACUACAUGGUGCCGUCACUGCUGACGGUUCUUCGCAGAAAAACUUCGAUCAAUUUGUGGCGGAUCUAAUGAGACGUGGUUCGGGAAACAGGACAAUGAAGUAAAGGUGGUCUUGCAUUGUGAUAUACUGCCUUUGAUUUGUGAUUCAAACUCCUUCUAGGCCUAGCUGUGCCUCUACGAAGCCCUAGUACUGUAGCGUGAAUGGCGAUGGGGUGUGGUGUAAUUCUGAAUGAAAUGGACAGCGUCAAAGUUAACUUUUUGAGUCAAUCUUGAAAUAAGAA